ACGUCGCAGGCACAACGCACACGGGCGGAGUUCGAGCUAUUGAAUGUUUUUCUUAAAUAGGUCCUUAAGGUUUUUUCACUGAGGUUGAAACGUCCUAUAAAUCCAUGGACCCGGGGUUUUUCAGUGACGGUAAAAACUCCCGUGUUGUUGACGGUUUGAGAGCCAGCCGGGUUCAAAUGUCCCGGUGCUCCCUCACCUCCGCUCCCUCACGGUGAAAGAUCUUGAGCGCCGCCCGAGUUGCGCCAUUUUGAAAGUGUAAACGCAGGGAGAGGCAGACGCGAGGGAAUCUCAAAGUAGAGAGCAAAGUCUGAAAGCCACUGCUCGGGUUCGUACUUUGGUUUCCUCGGUUGGAAACUGUUUCGGGACAUCUGUGUCGACCGGGCCGAGGACUUGUGCGGUGAGCGGAGUUCCGAGCAGCACUUCCCCGCUUCAUUCGUCCGCUGCUCCUCGGUCAGAACCGCCCAACCGACCCGGGUCAGCGGCACUGCUCUGCUCCAAGUCCAGGGCCCGAGCCCGCUACGGAGACCCCCUCUGUCCGAGCCAUGGCAGGGGCCGGUGGUGGGAACAGUGAUGUGCAGUGGUGCUUCUCUCAAGUCAAAGGAGCGAUAGAUGAUGAUGUCGCAGAAGCUGACAUAAUUUCUACGGUUGAAUUCAACCACUCUGGGGAGCUGCUAGCCACUGGGGACAAGGGGGGUCGUGUUGUCAUCUUUCAGCAGGAGCCAGAGAGUAAGAAUCAGCCACAUUGCCGAGGAGAGUACAAUGUUUACAGCACCUUCCAGAGCCAUGAGCCUGAGUUUGACUACCUGAAAAGCCUUGAGAUUGAGGAGAAGAUCAACAAGAUUCGAUGGCUGCCUCAGAAAAACGCUGCACAGUUCCUUUUGUCUACAAAUGACAAAACCAUAAAGCUGUGGAAAAUUAGUGAGCGUGACAAGAGACCAGAGGGCUACAAUCUGAAGGAAGAAGAUGGCCGAUACAGAGAUCCCAACACUGUCACAACACUACGGGUACCAGUGUUCAGGCCCAUGGACUUGAUGGUGGAAGCCAGCCCUAGAAGAGUGUUUGCGAAUGCUCACACUUACCAUAUCAACUCAAUCUCAGUCAACAGUGAUUGUGAGACCUACCUGUCUGCCGAUGACCUGCGCGUUAACCUCUGGCAUCUGGAGAUCACAGAUCGCAGCUUUAAUAUUGUUGACAUUAAACCAGCCAAUAUGGAGGAGUUAACAGAGGUGAUCACAGCUGCAGAGUUUCACCCCAACCAAUGCAACACUUUUGUCUACAGCAGCAGCAAAGGCACCAUUCGCAUGUGCGACAUGAGGGCAUCAGCCCUGUGUGACAACCACGCCAAAAUAUUUGAAGAGCCAGAGGAUCCAAACAAUCGCUCCUUCUUUUCUGAAAUCAUCUCAUCCAUCUCUGAUGUAAAGUUCAGCCACAGUGGACGCUAUAUGAUGACCCGAGACUACCUAUCUGUCAAAAUCUGGGAUCUCAACAUGGAGACCCGACCAGUAGAGACAUAUCAGGUGCAUGAAUAUCUCAGGAGUAAGUUGUGUUCACUCUAUGAGAACGACUGCAUCUUCGACAAGUUUGAGUGCUGCUGGAACGGGAACGACAGCGUUGUGAUGACGGGUUCCUACAACAACUUCUUCAGGAUGUUUGACAGAGGCUACCGUCAGGACGUAACCUUAGAGGCGUCACGGGAGAACAGCAAGCUGCGAUCGGUCCUGAAACCCCGCAAAGUAAGCACAGGUGGGAAGCGCAAAAAGGAUGAGAUCAGUGUAGACAGUCUUGACUUUAACAAGAAGAUCCUCCACACUGCCUGGCAUCCUUUGGACAACAUCAUUGCUGUAGCCACCACCAACAAUCUGUAUAUAUUCCAGGAAUAACUCGACUAGCAUCUGUUGAACCGCUCAGAUCCCAGUUUCUGCUUGAGCCCCACUGCUCUGAUACACAGGCAAAACAAACAUCAGUCUGUCCUUGACUAAAUCCCCAAGUCUUGCUAUGAUCUGGCCCAAGUUAUUUAAGUUUUGAACUAUGUCAACAACAAACAGUGGCAUUAACAGUACAUCCCAGCUGACCACCAUGUGUAUUACAUUAACGUAACAUAAACAUGCAGAUCUGAGGCCAGACUUUGGGACUUGGUGUCAAGGGUUCCUCGACUAGAAUCACUCCAUUCACCAAGUUUCUGUUUGCAACUCCACUACAUCCCAAACCAAAGGGAAAACGUGUCCCACUCACACAUUUUUGGUUAGUUUGUUCCCUUAUUCUUCUGUGCCAUUGUGACAUGAGUCAUUUGUAUGUCAUAGCUACCAAUUGUCGAUUCGUUUUUGAAGCUGUCAUGUUUUAUUAUUUUCAAUAGGAAAUUCUUCUGUUUAUCUGUCACCAUGCUCCUUUUCACACAGACCUGAAACACUGCUAAUACAAGCUGUCAACACUCCAUAUCUGCCCCAAGUAUUUGUCUUUUUGCCAAGUUCCUUCACCAUUUCUUUCCUACUAUUCAGUGUGGUUAUGCUGUUAAAGGACUAUUCAAGUUUUGAUCAUGUUUUAGCUCAUUCUCUAUAAAUAAUAUACAACUUUGAUACCUGCUAACCUCCAUCUGCAAUUACCAAAUAUUCAAUACAUCCAAUUUUUAACUUCAGCCACAGGUUAAUAUUAAUUUCUCUACAGUUAAAAAGACAAUAUACUUGAACCUCACUUACAUAAACAUUCCAUCUCAGUGAGCUUCUUGUUCUGUCUGACCCUGUUCAGACCUGGUACUGACCUCUGGAGUGAUCCGUUUGCGAGCAAGGAAACUCAGUGUGUGUUCAGACAUACCAUAACAUCUGAUAAUGAAAGACAAGAAUCUCCCUUUUUAAUGCAGCAAACAAUGAACUUCAUUUAAUCCCUUUAAUGACACAUAUGUUUCUUAAAAUGUGUCUCUUGGAUGAGAGUUUCUGACACAACUGAGAUGCUGGAGUGAAUGUCCUGAACAGAAUCAGGUUUUCAGAACAUUCCCUGGUCUAAGUUGCAUUAACAACAUCUGACUGAACGCUCACUGAGAGGGAUGGUCUAUUCAAAAUUGUUGACAGGAAUGCAUAAGUAAUUUCAUGAGCUGAAACAUUUAAAGAGAAGUCUUAUGUAGUCCUUUGAUCAUAGACACAAGAUUGGUGUAUGCUUGUCUGGAAUUGUGUUUUUGGAAGUUGAACAGGGGCUGAGCAUGCCAAAGUAACUAGUCCUUAACACUCUACAGUUAGAAUCAUAUAAAACCCUCUUUUAGAAAAGGUGCCGCUUGUCAGACCGCACAACCCUCGCACACCUUCGCACAUGUGUGGACCACCAUUUAAGCUCAGGACAAAAGCUUAUAAACGUGGCGUGCUGUGGCCUGAUCUUCUUGUGGUUAGUGGCAACAUCAUUGAGCGCCGCAUCAGCUUCCCCACAAAGAGCAUGUGGACUGAUCGCUUUACCCUCUGGAUCUUGUUUCUGUUUGUAGAGUUGUUUUUUUUAUGAUGUUUUGUACCAUACCUGAUAAAAGAAGAAUAACCACUAUAGCUGAUUUAUUUUUGUAUAAAUGAAAGCAAUAGGAUUACAGUCUGAUCACUGUAGUUUCUUUAGCUGUCUAUCUCAGACUGAUUGUAGAUGGAAGGUCACUUGACAGUCAGGUGACCUUUUCGUAUUGACUGUACGACUUUGGGAAGUUUUGUUCAUUCUGGCAGGUAUUUGUUUUGAAAGCGAGAGACUUUUUGUGACAUGGGAUGUCCAAAGAAAAGUAUUUUCAGAUGUCAGUAUCUCUGUAGUCUCAAGCACAAUAACAGUUUAUUUUUUUAAUUUGGUUGACUGUAACUGAUGUUUGUGUAGAACCUAUUUGGACUCUUCAGAUUUAAA
Messenger RNA from Paralichthys olivaceus (Japanese flounder), 3855 nucleotides. RefSeq names its product protein phosphatase 2, regulatory subunit B, alpha a (gene ppp2r2aa). The record is from RefSeq and is a predicted model, not a curated record. Gene Ontology annotation, molecular function: protein phosphatase regulator activity; protein binding. NCBI's taxonomy places the organism in Eukaryota, Metazoa, Chordata, Actinopteri, Pleuronectiformes, Paralichthyidae. Gene Ontology annotation, cellular component: cytosol; protein phosphatase type 2A complex.